Messenger RNA from Topomyia yanbarensis, 3963 nucleotides. It is a transcript of the gene Npc1b, whose product is annotated as NPC intracellular cholesterol transporter 1 homolog 1b. Gene Ontology annotation, molecular function: lipid carrier activity. The coding region runs from base 142 to 3963 and encodes 1273 amino acids. The record is from RefSeq and is a predicted model, not a curated record. The transcript is spliced from 7 exons. Gene Ontology annotation, cellular component: membrane. NCBI's taxonomy places the organism in Eukaryota, Metazoa, Arthropoda, Insecta, Diptera, Culicidae.
UGUAGAUAAUCGGCGGAUAGUUUUUUGCCGGUCGUUCUUCGCGUUGGACGCUCUCCGGUUAUCGUGCUCUCUAGGAAAUCUACGAAACUGUGGUACUAUUUCUGUGUUAAGAGUUGGUAAAUGGAAAUAACGUGAAGAAUAAUGACCGGUGGAAAAGUUAAUUCAAUAAGUGUACACAUCUGGAACGUCCUACUACUUCUAGCGGUAGGACAUCUAGUGACUGAGGUUACCGGUCAGGAUGAUGAACACCACUGCGUAAUGUACGGAAUCUGUCAUACAAUCGGUAUACACGCACAAAAUUGCCCGACCACGGAAAAAGCUAAACCAUUGAACAAUCCGGCAGCAGUGGAGAUCAUGCGAAAGCGUUGUGGCUUUAUGUUCGAAGAUGAGAAUACACCGCUUUGUUGUGACUAUGGCCAAUUGCUGCAGUUGGAUAGUAACUUCCAGAAUGGGGAAGGUGUUUUCGGGCGGUGUGAAACCUGCAUCAAAAAUAUGUUAUUCAGCAUAUGCAGCAUGGCGUGCAGUCCAGAGCAGAGUCGUUUCUUGACAGCCUACGUCCAUGAAGCUGAACAGUAUGUGGAGAAGGUCGACUAUCGCAUCGAUCGGGAACAUGUGAAAGGAGUCUACGAUUCGUGCAAGGGCGUAAUUGUACCAUCGAGUGGGAAGUAUGCAAUGGACAUGGCUUGCGGAGGAUGGGAAUCAACAAGGUGUACUGCAGAACGAUGGUUUGAAUUUCUGGGAGAUGCUGUGAACAACGAAUAUGUACCAUUUGUGAUCGAGUAUCACUACCCCGAAGAACCGGAAGUUCGUUACAACCAAGACGUACUACACUGCAACGAGGCCUACAAUGACUCAGUUAGCUGUUCGUGCGUGGAUUGUUUUGACACCUGCCCAGUUACGGAUCCACCGGAAGAAGACGAUCCAGGAUUUCUAGUUGGAGACCUUAAUGGAGUAACGUUCGUAGUUGCUGUUGGAGUAGGCGGAUUCGGUUUAGUGUGGAUUCUGAUAUCUGUGUUCAUGAAGCACUCUGGCGAGUUACCCGAGUUUCCGAAAUUCUUUGGAGGUUUCCAGAUUGUUAAUGCGGGACUGACGAAGUUUUUCUCGGCUUGGGGUACAUUUUGUGCGGCUCAUCCGGUUCUGAUUUUGGCGAUCUGCUCCUGGCUGAUUGGUGGUCUGUGCUAUGGAAUAAUCUUUCUUCAGAUUACAACCGAUCCCGUUGAGCUGUGGGCAGCUCCGCAAAGUCGUUCGCGACUGGAGAAGGACUAUUUUGACUCUCGUUUUUCACCAUUCUUUCGUACCGCACAAAUAUUCAUCAAACCGAUCAAGCAGGAUUACAUCGUCCAUAACACCUCUUUGGGUAACAUAACCUUUGGUCCAGCGUUCGACAAAGAGUUCUUGCUGGAAGUGUUCGCUCUGCAGGACCAUAUCGAACAGAUCGGUCAGGAGGAAGACGCUGGAUUGGAGAAAAUCUGCUACGCUCCGAUGACUGCGGCGGGGAAGGAAACCGAAUUGAGCGAGUGCACAAUACAGUCCGUGUUUGGAUACUUUCAGAAUAGCUACAAGAAGUUUAACGACGUUUACUACGACUCGGAGGGCUACGAGAUGACUUACCUUAACAAGAUUAAUGAUUGCACACGCAACGCAUAUCUACCGGCUUGUUUCGGUCCGUAUGGUGGGCCGGUAGAACCGGGAAUCGCGGUGGGAGGUUUUCCGAAGCCGGAAGCUGGUGAGAGCCCAAAUUAUAGACUGGCUACUGGGCUGGUGAUGACGUUCUUGAUCAAGAACAAAGCGAACAAGGAUGAGCUCGGACCGAUGAUGGAGUGGGAAAAGAAGUUCAUUGAGUUCAUCGAGCAGUUUGACAGUCCUUCGAUGGAUAUUGCCUAUACGGCGGAACGUUCGAUUGAAGACGGGAUUGAUGCUAUGUCGGAAGCGGAAAUGUUUACCGUUAUUAUCAGUUAUGUGGUUAUGUUUAUAUACAUAACGAUUUCGUUGGGGCGAAUUACAGGUUUCAGAACAUUCUUCAACGAAUCCAAAAUUACUUUGGCGAUCGGCGGAAUUGUAGUAGUUCUGGUGUCAGUAGCUUGCAGUUUGGGAUUUUUCGGCUACCUUCGGCUCGCUACAACCAUGUUGACAAUUGAAGUGAUACCGUUUCUUGUACUGGCGGUUGGCGUAGAUAACAUCUUCAUGUUGGUUCACUCGUUCCAGCGGAUCGAUAGGGUUAAGACUCCGGAAACAGCGGAAGCCAUCGGUAAGGCUUUAGGACAAAUCGGCCCGUCAAUUCUUCUGACAUCGGCUAGCGAAUGCUGCUGUUUUGCCAUCGGAGGUCUGUCACCAAUGCCCGCAGUGAAUACUUUCGCCUGGUAUGCUACGGUGGCACUGUUCGUUGAUUUUAUUCUACAGAUCACAGCAUUCGUAGCUCUGAUGGCACUUGAUGAACGUCGGGCUGCCAGUCGUCGGAUGGAUUUGAUAUGUUGCGUCAAGAGCAAGCAGGAGCCGAAUAAGGUGCGAGGACCCAGUUUCUUGGAGAAUAUCUUCGGCAGAUAUUACACACCGUUUCUUAUGAAAAACGGUGUAAGGUUGGCCGUUUUUGCUGUGUUUGUAACUUUAUCGUCGCUUUCGUUGAUGGUCGUAGCUAACAUCGAGCCUGGGUUGGAUCAGCAGUUGUCCAUGCCAAAAGAUUCACAUCUCGUGAAGUACUUCCAAUUCAUGGCAGAUCUUCUUUGGAUGGGGCCACCGGUGUACUUCGUGCUUAAACCUGGAUUGAAUUAUUCAAAUACGGAAGAUCAGAACGUAGUAUGUGGGGGAGUGCUGUGUGAUACGGAUUCAAUCCAAACAAAGCUGUAUCUGGCUUCGCUAUACCCGGAAAUAACUCGAAUUGCAAGACCGGCAUCUUCCUGGCUGGACGAUUACAUUGACUGGUUAAGUAUCGAUGAAUGCUGCCGUUACAACACUACAGACGGUUCAUUCUGUCUUAGUAGUAAUACAUUUUGCGAAUCCUGUCCGAAGGAGUUUGACGAAACCGGUAUUCGUCCGACGGUGGCACAAUUCGAGCGUUACAUGGAGUUUUUCCUUUCGGAUAUACCGGACGAUCGUUGUGCGAAGGCUGGUCGGGCAGCUUAUCUAACGGCCCUGAACUACGUGACGGAUUCGUCCGGGCAUCUGAAUGUGCACGAUUCGUACUUUAUGAGCUAUCAUACGACGGUGAUUACCUCUAGGGACUUCUACGAAGCUCUGCAGUGGGCCCGAAGGAUUACCAACGAUAUCCAGCAGGUGCUGGACGAGAAAGGAGCCGGUGUUGAGAUCUUUCCAUACAGUGUGUUCUACGUGUUUUACGAGCAAUAUUUGACAAUCUGGGAGGAUGCACUUUUGUCACUUGGAUUGUCAUUGGCUGCGGUGUUUGUGGUGACAUUUUUAGUAACUGGCUUGGAUAUAGUUUUUUCGCUCAUAGUUUUGCUGAUGGUGUUUUUAAUACUACUAAACAUGGGAGGUUUCAUGUGGCUAUGGGGCAUUACAUUGAACGCAGUAUCGUUGGUGAAUUUGGUCAUGUGUGUUGGCAUUGGGGUAGAGUUUAUAUCGCACAUUGUGAGAUCAUACAAGAACGAAACCGGAAACAGAGUUGCAAGAGCGACUGUAGCUCUAACGAAGACCGGAAGUAGCGUGUUCUCCGGGAUUACCCUGACGAAAUUUGCUGGAAUCGUUGUGCUAGCAUUCGCCAAUUCGCAAAUAUUUCAGAUCUUUUACUUCCGGAUGUAUCUAGGAAUCGUACUGACCGGUGCGUUGCACGGACUGAUUCUUCUUCCUGUGGUUCUCAGCUAUAUUGGACCUCGGUCCGUAAACACUUCGAUGACCAUCAUUUCGUAUGCCCCGAUGGACGACCCAAAAGUAUCAGUAUUGGAACCGCCUUCACCCUCCGCUCCGUCCGGAACAAAUGCAGACCUGCUCUUGUCUCAGAAACAAAUCUAA